CAGCUGUUCAUCCAAUUAAGCUUAUUUUUAAGUUUAUUUCUGUUCUUAUCGCCUUAAUCCGACCGGACUGGCGCCUGAAUAUAAUAAUAGUCAGUGGGCGUACACAGUUCACUAGUUAAUUGGUGCGCCUCUCUCCGGCAGAUAAAAAUUUGUAAACAAACGACGGAACGGGACAAACAAACCAACAUGCUGACACACAGCUUUUAGUCGGUCGCCAGUCCAGUCCAGUCGCAGUCAUUCGGGUUUGUGAGCUGCUACGAUCUAAAGCAGCUUGUCGGCGCUGCUCCUGUUACUCCGAAGUUAUAAACACACGUUUUCCGCUUGUCUCAGCAUUUUUUGUGAAUGAAUUUCCAGAGGGUAUAGUUACGUGAGAAAGUUUAAAAGCUAUAGAAUUGAUCCUUGCGACUAAUAGGAAAAUGAAGCCCACUAUCGAUAAGGAGCUGCUGCCGAUGAAGGCGCACUACUUUCUGUUUAAUGCCGGCACUGCUCCAGUCGUACCCUUCAUGCCCACCCUCGCCGGCCAGCUGGGCUACUCCCCCGCAGUGGUGGGCACCAUGUACAUGAUACUGCCCAUCAUCGGAAUGAUGGCGAAGCCCCUAUUCGGCUACCUUGCAGAUAGAUUCCACCGCCAUCGAUCCCUAUUCAUGGGUGGACAAGUCCUUACGGGCAUCGCCUUCUUUCUAAUCAUGUUUGUGCCAGCUUUGGAGAAGCCCCUGCCCAAGGUGGAGUUCCACUGCCAUGCCGGUGUCUCGGAAAUACGCUUCUGCUCCCAGUAUGGGGAUUGUGUCGAGAAAAAUCUAGAGCAAUACUAUGGAAAUAGGACACUGGAAUGUGAGCUGCAUUGCGAAGCCCAGCCCACCAUUUGGGAUACAGUGUGCCAGAAUUGGUUGCAGAACAAGACGGAAAACUGUGCCAGCAAUCGCACGAAUCCUUUCCUGGAUAUCGGCACUAGUAUCAACAUGAAUCACAUAAUGGAGGAGAGUAGCUGCCUGUUCUUCAUGAUACCCCACGAUCGCGGUCAGGUGGCGGGGCAGAAUGUGACGAUGAAUUGCCCGGCUUACCUGAAAACAAACUGCACCAUGGACUGUCGGGAGGAUUAUGUCAAGGAACAGCUUGCCGAGAACGCAGUGAUUAAUACUCGCAGCGCCAUGGGAAUGCCACAGUUCUGGUUCUUCUUCGGCAUGCUCAUAUUCAGCUGGAUCGGGAUGGCAGUGGUGGUCAGUAUUGGCGACGCCAUCUGUUUCGGCAUCCUCGGGGAUCGUCAUCAUCUGUACGGAAAGCAGCGCUUGUGCGGAUCCCUCGGCUGGGGAGUGUUCGCCCUGCUGGCUGGGGUUCUUGUGGAUAACAUGUCGCGGGGAGAAGUGAACAAGAACUACACGGUUGUAUUCUGGAUGGCUCUCAUCAUCAUGGGCUUCGACGUGUUUGCCUCCUCCAAGCUAAAGCAUGUUCAGACUCAUUUGUCUUCCAAUAUCCUGAAAGAUGUGGGCCAAAUGUUCCUCUCGCUGCGCUGCGUCAUCUUCUUCCUUUGGUGCGUGGCCAUUGGACUGGGAACGGCCCUGAUUUGGAACUUCCUCUUCAUUUACCUGGAGCAGUUGGACAAGGAGCUGGAGGGAUGUGACAGCUCUAUGAAAACCCUUGAGGGUCUGGUUAUGGGCAUUCAGUGCUUCGGCGGGGAACUACCAUUCUUCUUCCUGUCUGGAUGGAUCCUUAAGCGGAUUGGUCAUGUCAAUGCCAUGAGCAUGGUGCUCUUUGGGUUCGGUGUGCGUUUUAUUCUGUACUCGAUGCUGCAGAACCCGUGGUACAUCCUGCCCAUCGAGCUGCUCAAUGGAGUGACUUUUGGCAUCUUCUACGCCACCAUGGCCUCCUAUGCGAGCAUUGUGGCUCCACCGGGCACAGAGGCCACCAUGCAGAGUCUGGUGGGUGCCAUUUUUGAGGGCGUUGGCGUCUCCAUGGGCAGCCUGAUCGGAGGACUGCUCUUCGAGUCGGUUUCCGCACGCACCACCUUCGAGAUCUUCGGAAUCGGAGCGUUCAUCCUGUUUGUGGUGCACGUGUGCGUCCAAAUGUAUCUGCAGCGGAACGGCAGCACCGAUGAAAACGGCACUGUCAAGUAUUUCGCACCGACAGAUGCAAUGCACAUGCUGAAUGAUCAGGAAUAUAGUAGAGUUAGCUAAGCGAUGCUUGACCACAUCCACCACCCACACCACCAACAAUCAAGUAACCAAACAACCAACCAAGUAACCAAACACCAAUGAACCUGAGACCACGCUUCUGCUCUUCGAACGAUCGCGGCUCUUCAGCAUCUUUCCCCAACUCGACGCUGCAUGACGAUUCGAACGAUUUUAGUACCCGUAUUUGUAAAUGUGCUUUAAUUUAGUAGUAGUCUUUAACUUAGUAUCCCACACACAAUCUCUCAUACACACCAUAUAUCGUGCAUUCUUCAUGCAUGUUUACCUGUUCCUCACUUACCUUUAAAUUUUAUUCGGCAGCCUAAAUAUUUGUAGAAUCUCAAGUGCAACCGGCUGUUUGCAUGCUUUAUAUAUUUACAAACAAUUUUUACGAUGAAUUUCAGUUUAAACAAGCCGUGUUGCCUUGAUAUAAUAUUUUUUGUUUUGUUCUUCUCAUUAUUUUAAUGCCAUAUUUUUAAUGCAUUUAUUGGUAGAUAAUUGUAUUCGAUUGGCUAUUGACUUCCUGUUGCUGGGUGCAUGUAUCCUUCUCUGAAAAAUCUCUAAAGUAUUUUACUUAAUUAUAUAAAAAAUAUACAAUGUAACAAUGUUUUCCAACCUAUCGCAGGCAUACGAUACUCAACUCUUAAAUAUUAUUAUUGUAUUAUUACUAUAUUGUUCAACUAUUGUUUGUAUUAAGUUGUUAGCUAGUUGUUAACGGGAAUCCCAAUGUAAAUGCAGUCCUCCACUGCUCCACUGCAGCUACUGGCCGCCGAUGAGCGACUCCUCGUGGUGUUGCCUGUCAAGUUUCCGUUGGUAAUCGCGCUGCUUGCAGGCCGCCACGUUUGCGGCUCGUUUCUGUAAUCAGCAAUUAAAAGAUAAUAAAUGUUUAAAUCAAG
Messenger RNA from Drosophila ananassae, 3061 nucleotides. It is a transcript of the gene Sugb, whose product is annotated as major facilitator superfamily domain-containing protein 6. The record is from RefSeq and is a predicted model, not a curated record. The transcript is spliced from 6 exons. Gene Ontology annotation, cellular component: membrane. Gene Ontology annotation, molecular function: transmembrane transporter activity. NCBI's taxonomy places the organism in Eukaryota, Metazoa, Arthropoda, Insecta, Diptera, Drosophilidae. Bases 417 to 2171 code for a protein of 584 amino acids.